Molecule: messenger RNA, 1944 nt
Organism: Adineta steineri
Lineage: Eukaryota; Metazoa; Rotifera; Eurotatoria; Adinetida; Adinetidae
Source: the annotation of a GenBank genome assembly
AUGACUCGUUCGCAGAAGUUCGGACGUUUACUUCAAGUUCUGGAACGGUGUUCUGAAAGUAUCGUUUAUCACGAUGAGAUUGUUAAUGCUGUACAACGAAUUCGACGAAUGGAAUCGAUGAUGUCACCAUUGGAGUUUCGUCCUUAUAGGGUGUUUGAUGAUAGAAUCCACGUGGUGGAUUUGAUUGCAAAGGAAUAUCUUGAAAAAGCAUCGGCGGACGUACAGCAUCUUAUUCCAGUCGAUGUUGGUGCUGAUGGAAAUUGUUUAUAUCAUUCUGUUAUUCUUUUGAUGAAUGAUCCAACACUAACAGCAAGUGAAUUACGAGUUCGCACGAUUAUUGAACUCGUAAUAAAUGAAGCGUUUUAUUCCGAUAUGCAUACACAUCGGGCAGGGCGUAUUGAUAUAGCUAUUAAAGCUAUAUGCAAAAAUCGUACAUAUUCAGGAUUGUACGAAAUUUGUGCUUUAUGUAGUAUACUCAAAUGCAAUAUACGAAGUGUCUAUCCGGAAAUUGAUUUUGAAGCUGGCAUGGCUGUGAUGAAUAGUAUAUAUACACCUAUUCCGCCGAUCGUUGCUAAUUAUGAAGUUGCAGUUUUGUGGUCGAAUGUGCGGAAAGAAAUGCAUGUGCGAGUGGUGACUAAUAAUGCAUGGAGGCCAAAUCAUUUUGUGCCCCUCUUAGCACCAAAUCAGCAAUAUGAUUUUGAUCAAAGGAAUCAAUUAUUAUUAUCUAAUGUCAAAACUCCUGAAAAGAAAACAUUUAAGAACAAUGCAGUCGCUCAAAUACGCAUUCCUGAAUUUGAAUCUUCCGCUAACAGACGUGUACGUAGUGUUAUCAAUAUUGAAAAUGAACACAACAAAGCAACUAGUCCGAUUGCAAUCGAACAGACUCAGACGAACAUGGAAGAAGAACAUGAAAAUCGACUUGCGAAAGAUAGAGAACGUGUCCGUCUGAGACGAAUUAAUGCGACGGAGGAACAACGUCAAAAUCGACUUGCAAAAGAUAGAGAACGAGCUCGAUCCAGACGAGACAGUCAAGCUGAAGAACAACGGCAACGUCGACUCGAGCAAAAGAAAGAACAUGCACGAUCUGUACGGCAGAAUGAAACAGAUGAUCAAUAUCAGUUAAGGAUCAAUUAUCAAAGGGGUCGAAAAACAACUAUGGCUAAUACGGAUAGUACAUUCAAUGUUAUAUCUUCUUCAGAUAACAUUCGUUCAACAAGUACAAAGAAUUAUACAUAUAAUUUCUAUCUAGCAAAACGUAUACCUUUAAAUAUUCUAGGUACUGAUGAAAAUAUUUGGUCAGUGGUUUCUUCACCAAAACCUCAGCUAAAUAUAUCAGCAUCAGAUGCAGAAAAUUUAACUGCAAUCAAAAAUUAUUCUUUAGUAUCUAAUGAACAACAAAACUACGUAGAUUCAUCUAAGUCGAAACUUGAGAACUUAUCAACAUUGGAAAUAUCACGAGAACAUAUACAAUCAGUUCAAUUGGAUGCAAUAAAUACUUUACGAUCACAUCAUCCAGCUUCAUUGAUAUCCUCACGACAGAUGAUGAAAUUAAAUUGGUAUUUAAUAGAUUUACCUGGUAUUGGACUUGUGAAUAAUAGCAAACAAGAUAAAAAUCUAUGUUUUAUCAAUGCAAUCAUUCAAUGUCUUGCAUAUACACCCGGUCUAGCUCAAUGGUUAUUAACUGAACAUGAUAAACGAAUUACUUGUGAAAUUUCAUCGGCAAAUCAUUUUUGUUCUAUGUGUGAAGUAUCUAUUAUUAUUAAUUCAAUUCAUCAAGCACGUCAUGGACUAUCAACCGAUUUUCAACAAUUAUCUACUGCUUCGGCAUAUACUUUAUCUCGAAACAUAAAUGAAUUAUCGCCAACGUUUACUCCUGGUCGACAAGAAGAUAGUGAUGAGUUUUUAAAUUGUUUACUAAAUCACAUGGUUAAAUGUUUAAUGUCG